Angiostrongylus costaricensis is the source of this 414-nucleotide messenger RNA. Lineage: Eukaryota; Metazoa; Nematoda; Chromadorea; Rhabditida; Metastrongylidae. The record is from the annotation of a GenBank genome assembly.
AUGGUGAAAUCUGGUGCAGAUGUCGGAAAACUAGGACAAUCUCGUAAGCGCAGGCUUUGCGAGUUACGUCCACCACGUGCCGCUCGGGACGUCCGUAACAGUUCGUCAUCCGACAACCCCAAUGCCGCUGUUUCUCAUGUUGGAGAUAUCGAAUGCGAUGAAGCGACUCGUCGUCGACGACGCAAGCAAGGAGUCGUCGCCAUCGUCGACGGCGACUUCGCCAGUGAUCGCAGUCACCACCAACAGCUGGAAACAGUAGAUAACAGUGAUGAGGUGAAAGCGUACUGUAGGCCCUUAGCCGCUGGUCAUUCACAUGAAUGCGGAAUCCCGAAGCGGAAGACUGGAACUGUGGCUACUGAUGACAUUCGGAUGACCUGUGCUGACCCAAAACGGGGAAACGAGGAGAGCUAUUAA